CUUUUGCUAAAAGAGCCCGAUAUCAACGUGUGAAGGGUUACAGCCAUUCGUCACGAUGUCGAUGGCGCACGAGUGGCGCCCAUGCACAUGGCAGGUAAAUGCCGAGUUGGAAGCAUGGAUGCAUUUGCAGCCGGCUGUCCAACUUUUGUUUGUCUCACAGCUGGCACGGCAGCUUGCUAAGCAGCUGGAUUGCGAAAGGGGCUGCUGCCAGCCUCCAGUUUUUGAGGUGUUCAAUGCCUGGAGCAAUAUUUGAAAAAGACCUUUUGCAAGUGGCUUCCACAGAGGAGGAGUCCGAGAAGGACACGAGGCGACUCUCAGUUGGUACGACGGCUACGGGGGUGCCCGAAGAGGAUGAUGUGCUUCAGGAGCUUGAUGAGUCUGACGAGGGGGAGGAUAUCAAAAACGUUGAUGAUCAUUCGGACGGAGAUGGUGUUGCCCAGGCAUCCGCGCAGCAAGGAUUGCUCAAUGCUGAGUCUGAGGAUGAUUUAGAGGCACCAGAAGUGCUCAAGACUGAGUCCGAGGAUAAUCUGGAGGAAUCUGAAGGUGGACAUGAAAACUUUGCCGGCAGUGACGCUGGAUGGUAG
Molecule: messenger RNA, 584 nt
Organism: Cladocopium goreaui
Lineage: Eukaryota; Dinophyceae; Suessiales; Symbiodiniaceae
Source: the annotation of a GenBank genome assembly